AUGUCCAUUCAGCCGUAUCAGCUUGAACCUGAAUAUUCUUCCAGUGAGCAAGGAGAGGAAGAACAGAUUGAUUCAGGGGAGGAAGAAGUCUCUUCUUUAUAUUCUUCGAGACUUGAAAGUCGCCGGACGGACCUGUCUUGGUGUGAAUGUGAGAGAUGUCUGAUGCCAAGUGAAGUUGAAUGUGUCUGCUGCAAAGAACUUCCUUUUUUGUCACAACUGGUGGAAGGUUUGUUGAUCCCGAUAUAAUAUAUUUAUUUAAUCUCACUUUUUGUUUUCUGAAGGGGUGCCAGGAACAGUAUGACAAUUUACGAAUUAAUUGUAUUCUUAGUGGGUUCCCGGCCCAUAGUCUCAUAGUUGUUUCCGUCCAUCCCUGAAUCUCUCGACCGAUUUAUCGCUCAUUUCUGAAUAAAAUGCACUUGUUUACUAUCGCAAAUCGUCCGAGAAACAAAUAUCUAGUCAAAAUUCGACACAGUUACUCGGACACAAGUGAGAAUGUAAUCUUCUUUUGUUUACAUAUUUAGAAGGCUACAGAUCAGAAUUUUUGAUGGGUUAUGGAAUAUUCCGUAAACAACAAGAGGCAGGAGGUACAUAGCAUCUUGAACUGAAUAAAGUUUUGUUUCUAAUGUUCUAGGCUUGACAUGUGUCACUCAACAUGAAAGCUUUCGAGCUGUUUGUUUAAAUGAAGAUGUGUUGUGGACAGCACUAGCAAGUCUGCACGACAGAGAAAAUGCUGGUCUUCCAGACAGACAGCAAUUGCCCAACAGGUAUUGACAUGUUAUGGUUGUUUUCGUGGCCGUGAAAUUUUAGUACAAAGUUGAGUUAAUGCCAGUAAAAUAUUGGAUGUUUCUUUUCGUACAAUCUAAUUGAUAUUUUAAGCACCUGCAGUUGUCUGAUCAAUAGUAAUACAUGUUAAUUUGUCUGAAGCAUGAAAUGAACUGCCCUGUGCUUAAAUAGAUGACUUUGAUCUAUGGACGAGAGAUGAUUUGUGCUUUUUGGCGAAAAAGAUGCACCAUGCAACAGUUGGUCAUUUAUUGUUGUGGUUCUAAAAAAGGUUCUUAGGGGAGCGGGUGCUUAAAAGAGAAGGGUCUUAAAUUGAUUAUGCUUUGGAAAGGGUGGGGGGGCACUUACUUGAUAAGAGAGGAUUUGCAUUACUAUUGACUGCUACCUUGCCUGUUAACAAAACCCACAUUAGGUUUUGUUUUUGGGGGGGGGGGGGGGGGGGGUGGGGCACAGUCUCGGUUGGGGUGGACUUGACGUAACUUGAACGUAACUCAGGAAUAAACUAGUCAAUGUGUAAACAGGUCUGAUAUCAUUAGCAGCAAACCUGUGCAUUGUCUCCUAUGACAUUUGUAAAUUGAAUGUUGUUUUCUUUAAGGUCAUUUCGUUAUGCAGCGUAUCAACAGUUCACUUGGCGGGCUCAUGGCAAAAAAUUUGACAUGUCAUCUCCUCAUGUGCAGUAA
Messenger RNA from Porites lobata, 1460 nucleotides. Lineage: Eukaryota; Metazoa; Cnidaria; Anthozoa; Scleractinia; Poritidae. The record is from the annotation of a GenBank genome assembly.